AUGGCGCUCGGCGUAAAGGAGAGCGUGAGCGGAAAGCUGUACCGGCUCACCAGCGACGGGGCCGAGCAGCGCGUGUGCGGCGGCAAGGGCGCCGUGUACCAGAGCGGGCCCAAAGUCGCGCUGCGCUGCUGCGGCAAGACGAGUCUCGUGGUCACGCGGCAGACAAAGCAGAGCGUCUUGCGCCAGGGCGACGUGCUGCUCGUGGGGCGGGGCGACGCCUUCUACGCCAACGGAACGCUCACCAAGUACGAAGUCGUGGACACUGACGCGAAGCCGCCGAGCGCUGCGCUGCACGUGCGGCCCACGCGCGUCCCGAGUAUCACAAUGAGCUCCUCAAGCCGACUGACGCGCGUCGGAGAGGCCGUUGCACCGGGUGCGAGACGCGUGUCGUCGUUCUUUGCGCGGCCUCAAAGUGGCGGAGCAGUAAAUGCCGUGACGAGAGGCCAACGAGGGACGAGUGACGCGGACGCGGACGGUGUGAGGACAGUGGGCAGUACAGCGGGAGGUGUUGAAGACGAGGAGGAGGACGAGGAAGUGGCGCCAGUGCUUCGACGAAGAGAGAAACGCACUCGAGCGAUUGUCGAGUCAGAGGACGACGACGACGAGGAGGAGGAGGAGGCGGUGGACGAGGCGAACCGGAUGAGGGCAUUGACGGUGGACUCGGACGUGUCGCUGCUUCACGAAACCGACGACGUGUUUGAGAAAGAGCUCGAGCGCUCGACGUCAGCUGCGAAGGACUGGAUGGCGGCGUUCGGACGCAACUCGGUGAAGAGGCACAAGAGCGGGAGCGCGAGUGUUCGCUCGGACGAGUGGCGGGGUCGGAGAGAUGGCAGCAAGAGCAUGACGAAAGCCAAGUCGAGCACAUUGAGGAGGUUUGCGGUCGAGGAGAGGAACGAUGACGACGACUUGGAUGAAGACGAGCAUCACUCUCGUUCGCAUGAUGAAGUCGGGCAACUGCUGGUAGAGUGUGAAGGGAUCGCCAGGGAAUUGCGCCAGUCAGUGCGAAACUGGUCGGGCAAUGCGACGAAGUCGGUGUCGACGAGUCCGUCGACUUCGCCGGUGGACGCGACGGACGAAGAGGAGGCAGGACACAUGUCGCUGGCAUCCAUCAACGGCGGGGAUCGACGUGUGGUCACACAGGCGGAUAUUCCGGAUAUUUGUGAGACGCUCGAGCUGAAGCCGUACCAAGUAGUUGGAGUCAACUGGUUGCUGCUGCUCCAUGAAAACAAGGUAUCCGGCGUAUUGGCAGACGAAAUGGGACUCGGCAAAACCGUGCAAACGAUUUCGUUUUUGCUGCUCCUCAAAUCGCUGGAGCAGUCCGAUGACCGUGCCGUGGGGCCUCACCUGGUCGUUGUGCCCGCAAGUGUGCUAAAUAACUGGACGCGCGAGUUUGCGUGGAUCGCGCCAAAGCUACGCAUCGUCAUGUACCACGGAUCGAAGGACCACCGUCGUUAUCUCGAGGGCACGCUCGAGAGCAACGGGUUCGACGUCAUGCUUACGACGUACACAUACUUUGAGCGCGAUACGUGCCAAGAAGAGCGCGCGUUCUUACGAAGCUUUCAGUUUGGAUACAUGAUUCUGGACGAAGGCCACAGCAUCAAAAACUCAAACACGUCGCGGUUCAAGCGCAUCACAGCACUGCGUGCACGAACCCGGUUAGUCCUCAGCGGCACUCCGAUUCAAAACAAGCUGACUGAACUGCUGACGAUGCUGAGCUUUCUCAUGCCACGAAUGUUUGACCACGGCUCCGAUGAGUUAUUGACUUUUUUCGACGGAAGCGAAGAAAAGAAGUGCGACAAAGUGCGUAAGAUAUUGGCGCCAUUCAUUUUGCGGCGAGAAAAGAAAUACGUGUUGAGUCAGCUCGUGCCGAAGACCAUCUCCGUGGAGCUCGUCAAGGUGGGCGAGGACCAACGGACCGCCUACACUAGCUUGCUUGAUUCCGUCAUUCGGCGAAGAGAAGCCCAAGCUGCUAUAAAAGCUGCAGCGAAGGAAAGCAAGCGAAAUAAGAGCAAGGACUGUAAAGCGAAUCGUCAUUUGCGGGAAUUGACGGACACGUACGCCGCAGUGCCUGGGAGUGAGCCGAGCGCCAUUUCCAUCUUUACGCAGUUGCGCAAGGCCGCAAACCACCCCGUUUUGCUGCGCAGACACUUUGUUUCUGACGAAGUGCUGGAGGUCAUGUGUCGAUGUUUGCAUCGAGCAGAGGCGUUCGGCAACCAAUGCUCCUCGAGCAGAGUCCGCCAGGAGCUCGAGUCGUACAGUGACUUUGAACUGCACGACCUCUGUGUGCAGUACGAGUCGAUCGAUGAGCUACGACAGCUGCAAUUGCCUAUGGAGACACUGCUGGCGUCUGCCAAAUUCGAUUUUCUGCGCCAGUUACUUCCCAAGCUUGAGAAAGAAGGCCAUCGCGUCUUGAUCUUCUCGCAAUGGACCAAGUUGCUGGAUCUGCUGGAAGUGCUGAUGAGCCAUAUGAGCUAUCGCUACCUGCGACUCGAUGGGUCCACCGAUGUCCAAGAAAGACAGGGUCUGAUCGAUACGUACAACGAAGACAAGAGUAUCUUUGUCUUCUUGUUGUCCACGCGUGCAGGUGGACUUGGCAUCAACCUCACUGCAGCGGAUACGGUCAUUUUGCACGACCUGGACUUCAACCCGACGGCUGACGAACAAGCAUGCGACCGGUGUCACCGCAUUGGACAGACCAAGCCCGUGUCAAUCUACAAACUUGUGUCCGAGAACACUGUUGACCACGACAUUUACAAGCUCGGCGAGUCCAAAACAGAGCUCAACCACAAGAUUCUAGACAAGCUCAACGCGCACAGCGACGGAGAAAAGCGCAAGAAGUCGGACACCGUCACGGUCGAAAUGAUGCUGGCGUCCGUCAUCUCCGACUACAAAAGCACUCUCGUUGACGGUGGGCAGCAGUAA
Hyaloperonospora brassicae is the source of this 2922-nucleotide messenger RNA. The record is from the annotation of a GenBank genome assembly. Lineage: Eukaryota; Oomycota; Peronosporomycetes; Peronosporales; Peronosporaceae.